This is a messenger RNA of Penicillium samsonianum, 1179 nucleotides long. RefSeq names its product pepsin-like aspartic protease. Bases 1 to 1179 code for a protein of 392 amino acids. Gene Ontology annotation, molecular function: aspartic-type endopeptidase activity. Lineage: Eukaryota; Fungi; Ascomycota; Eurotiomycetes; Eurotiales; Aspergillaceae. The transcript has 2 exons. The record is from RefSeq and is a predicted model, not a curated record. Gene Ontology annotation, biological process: proteolysis.
AUGGUCGUCUUCAGCAAGAUCACGGCCGGCCUGGCCUGUCUCUCCAUCGCUUCGGCUGUGCCGCACGGUGGUCGCAAGAGCAGCUUCACUGUCAACCAGCUGGCUCGGCCUGCCGUCAGUCCUAAGACCCUGAACUUGCCUGGCAUGUACGCCAAUGCUCUGACCAAGUACGGCGCAUCCGUCCCUGCCAGUGUCAAGGCUGCCGCUGAGAGCGGCUCAGCUACCACUACUCCCGAGAACAACGACGUGGAGUAUCUGACUCCCGUCAACGUCGGUGGCACUACUCUGAACCUGGACUUCGACACUGGUUCCGCUGAUCUCUGGGUCUUCUCUUCCGAGCUGCCUUCUGCCGAGCAGGCUGGCCACAGCAUCUACAAGGCCGGCCGCAACGGCACUAAGAUCUCCGGCGCCACCUGGCAGAUCCAGUACGGUGACCAAAGUUCGGCUAGCGGUGAUGUCUACAAGGACACCGUCAUCGUCGGCGGCGUCAAGGCCACCGGCCAGGCCGUCGAGGCUGCCUCCAAGAUCAGCCAGCAGUUUGUCAACGACAAGAACAACGACGGUCUACUUGGCCUGGCUUUCAGCUCGAUCAACACCGUCAAGCCCCAGGCUCAGACCACUUUCUUCGACACCGUCAAGUCGCAGCUCGACUCCCCUCUCUUUGCCGUCACCCUGAAGCACAACGCCCCAGGUACCUACGACUUCGGCUUCCUCGACAAGUCCAAGUAUACCGGCUCAAUUGCCUACACCAAUGUCGACAGCUCCCAGGGCUUCUGGAUGUUCACUGCCGAUAGCUACAAGAUCGGUAGCUCUUCAGGCGGCUCCAUCAAGGGCAUUGCUGACACUGGCACCACUUUGUUGAUGCUCCCCGACGACGUCGUCUCCGCCUACUACAAGCAGGUCUCCGGUGCCAAUGAGGACUCCUCCGCCGGUGGCUACACCGUUCCCUGCUCUGCCAAGCUGCCCGACUUCACCGUCUCCAUCGGCAGCUACGACGCCGUCGUCCCCGGUGACCUGAUCAACUACGCCCCUGUGAGCCAGGGUAGCGACACCUGCUUUGGCGGUAUCCAGAGCAACUCGGGUCUUGGCUUCUCUAUCUUCGGUGACAUCUUCCUUAAGAGCCAGUAUACCGUCUUCGACUCAAAUGGCCCCCGUCUUGGUUUCGCUCCUCAGGCUUAA